Molecule: messenger RNA, 1124 nt
Organism: Tuber melanosporum (Perigord truffle)
Lineage: Eukaryota; Fungi; Ascomycota; Pezizomycetes; Pezizales; Tuberaceae
Exons: 4
Coding region: 513-992 (159 amino acids)
Biological process (GO): protein import into mitochondrial intermembrane space
Cellular component (GO): mitochondrial intermembrane space
Molecular function (GO): zinc ion binding
Source: RefSeq, a predicted model, not a curated record
GGAUGGGAAAGUGGGGAGUUGGGUCUUCUUUUCAUUCAAACUUUUUUUCUUUCUUGGAUAGAUGAGACGGUGGGGUACCGUAGUCUAAUGAUAUUUUUUUGAUAAUAUAUAAUAUGGUAUUGGUGGUAUGAUACCAUAUGGUGGCGAGCAUCAUAGAGUCCUGCGCGCGCGGGGGGGGAUGUUUGUACCCGCAUACCUAUAUAAGUUUGGUGGCUCGCUUUACGGGAGUGAUCAGGAUUUCUAUAUCAAUCUUACGGUGCUUGGAUGAGUGCUCUUGUGUGUUUGACGAGGGCUUUUUGGGGGGGGAAAUGAGGAUUGCUUCGAGGUGGGAUGCGCUUCGUUUGAUAAUGCUUUUGCUUCUGGGAUGAUCUUGGGUGUUUCUAGUGUAUGAUAUGAUAUUCUUUUGAUUGUUGGCUCCUGGGAUUUUGGGGGGGUUCACACCGCCGUGGCACACCACAGCGGCAAAGUCUCCACACAUCCCACCAACCAAUCUAGUUCCCGAAUGACGCCCCAUGCUCCCGCCACCGACGCCACGUGUCGAUGCUUAUUUCAACAACACCUCACACAAGAAGAGUACGACUAUCAACCACCAGCGCUACCACCACCAUUUCCACUACACAAUGUGCAAACACAUCCUAAACGCACAAGUCUCCCUCCGCUCGCCCUGUUGCAAGAAAUGGUACGACUGCAUAACCUGCCACGCGGAGUCGGAAACGCACCCCCUACUGCAGCGCUUCGAGGUGGUGUUCGCGUGCAAGAAGUGCAAGAAGUGCUUCCGCAAGGACACGCAGGAAUGGGACGAGAGCGACGAGUACUGCCCGCACUGCGAUAACCAUUUCGUCAUCGAGGCGAAGGUACCGAGGGCACUUGUAGAGUUUGAGGGUGAGGAUGUUCGGAGGGAUGCCCGGAUGGUCAAGGACGAGAGGGUUGGGAAGAAGGCGGGGGGCACGGAAGGAUGGGACGUGGCGGAGGGGGCGGAUCGGUUGGGGUAAUUGUGGGAUUUGGUUAUAGAGGUUGUGUGGUAUGGUGCUGUGGGAAUGGUAUGAUAGAGAGAUUGUGUCGAGCUGUGUAGGGGGUUUGUGGCGGAUGGUAACUUAUGGAACUAACAAACUGAUAAUACCAUA